GGGUGGCCCUGGCCGUGGGGGCAGCGGCGGCGGUUGCGCGGUGCUGCUGUGUUCCUCACGGGCGGGUUUCACCCCCUGCCAAGAGCGAGAGGCGGGUGCCGGCUGCUCUCCCCCUGCCCCGGCCCGGCGGCCGCAGCGGCCUUUGCCGACCGCCCUGGCCCUGGCCCUGGCCCUGGCCCUGGCCCUGGCCCUGGCCCUGGCCCUGGCCCUGGCCCUGGCCCGCGAGCGGCUCCCGGAGCUCCGCGCUUUGCCCCGGCUGCGCCCGCUGCCAUGGCGUCGGUGCCCUCCGCCGGCUGCCUCCUGGCCAAGAACCACUACUACAGGACACGGCAAAACUCAGAGUGCAGCGUUUCUUCCAGUUCAUCCUGCUGUUCUGAUCCUGUGACUGUGACAGACCAGGACAAAGCACUUAAUGGGUUACCUGAAUUACUUGAUAAAUGUUGGUGGAUAAAAAGCUUUUUCCAUUGCGAAGCAUCUCCACCAACUGUUGGCAGAAAAACUCUAUCAGCAGGCAGUACCAACAGUUGAAGAAGCAAACUGGCUUUGGUUACUGAGAUACUACGUACAGGCUUGUUUUUCAAGAGGCUUGGGAUCUUCUGGCUGUCUGGGUUCAGGUGCAUGAAGAACACAUACCCCUUUAAGAGGGAGGAAAGUAUAUCCCUUUCAAAGGACUUGUUGGUACCUUACACUACAUUGCUUAAUGGACAUGACCACGGCUUAACUUGUUCACUACAGAAUUGCUAUGAUUUGAAAUGCCUCUAAUGGAAGUUACCUGGAUAAUCCUAAUGACCUACUUGGAUUGUUAGAAAAAAAUCAGUAAAAAGUAAGAUACUGUAAGUUUAGCGGAAACUUGUGUGUGGAAUGACUUUGCAAUAGGUGAUACUGUUCCAUAAGUUUUAAGGCUUAGGAUAGCUCUACAGAUGAUCACACUGAUGUAAACAAGAUCCAAAUGCAGCAGCCCUAGUCUAGACUGUGUGGUACAUGCUUUUACCAUGUAUCUGUGCACCAGUUACAGGGAAUGCAGUUAACAAGAAGGCCUGUUCAUAGCUUUGCUUUUAGGAAGCCCCAUUAUACAAAGAAGCAGUAAUUGGUUUGGUCUUUGUUCUGGCUAGGUGUAGAUCAUAACCUCAAAUACACAGGUACAAUUUUCAUUCCCAUCUAUGCAUGUUAGUAUUUGAGGAUAGAAUAGAAGAGCUGGACAAGAAAUCAAUAAUCCUAAUGGACACUGUUUUCCCAGCAGAAGAGCAAAUUUAAUCAGAGAUGAUAUGCAUAGCUCUCUUUUACUUAAGACUACUCUCACCUGCUUUGCUGCAGCUUAAAGAGCCACUUGUUCAAGUGACUAAUCCUAUUGGUAUUCACUGCUUCUAUCAGGUGUUCAAGCUGGCUUUGAGUUCAACUCAAAGUAAUAACAUUAAUGUUAUUAAUCAAAUUCACUUCUGUCAUGAUUAUCUCACUUAAAAUACCCUAACAUAUAUUCAUUUGGUCUUUAACACUGCACAUCAGUACAUCACAGCUGCACCAUACCUUAUUCUACUGGGUGGGUAUGAGUAAAAUGCACUAGAGUAGAAGAAAAUAAGUAUUUGGCUAGAUGCCUCUUCUCCUAUAUCCUUCUCUAUGCAACUUAUUUAGUGACAGCAACUCAUUGUAUUUGACCCUUUGCUCGUCACUGGAAUAAGUAACAAUAACAAACCUUAAUAUGUAAUACUUUUUUUGUUAGAUUAAUAGCUGUUGCAAUUAUGCAUAGAACUCUAGAAAGCACUGCAAGUGACUGCCUCAAAGUUCAUAGUCUUGUUAGAGAUAAUAAAUGUAUGGCACAUGAAAACAAGAGAACACAACAUCUGGAAAGAUGCACUGUUUCAGGAAUCUUUAAAUUGCCUUGUUAAAUAUCUUUUUACUUUAUUGCUACUGUACAGUUUGAUCUUUGUCCUUUCUAAAGAAUGACCUACUUUUUUAUACUAAGUUUUUUAUAUUAAUAAAGACUUGAUUGGUAUUUGA
Dromaius novaehollandiae (emu) is the source of this 1995-nucleotide messenger RNA. RefSeq names its product pancreatic progenitor cell differentiation and proliferation factor like (gene PPDPFL). Lineage: Eukaryota; Metazoa; Chordata; Aves; Casuariiformes; Dromaiidae. Gene Ontology annotation, biological process: multicellular organism development; cell differentiation. The record is from RefSeq and is a predicted model, not a curated record. The transcript has 4 exons. The coding region runs from base 271 to 528 and encodes 85 amino acids.